Messenger RNA from Bacidia gigantensis, 1869 nucleotides. RefSeq lists its product as uncharacterized. The transcript has 3 exons. The coding region runs from base 1 to 1869 and encodes 622 amino acids. The record is from RefSeq and is a predicted model, not a curated record. Lineage: Eukaryota; Fungi; Ascomycota; Lecanoromycetes; Lecanorales; Ramalinaceae.
AUGUCUUCAAGACCAGCUCCUGACUCAAGUGAUUCCGACGUAAGCUCCGUAUCUGGUUCACUGCAACCCCAUUCUCCCGCCAGUCAGCGCGAAGACUCCGCUGCCACAGUCUCGCCGCCGCCAACGAAUCCCGCUGGUGCAAAAAAGCCCCGACAACCUGCUCAGCGCCAAAACCGUCUGUCACCAUCAAGUGAUAUCACCAACACCAGUGGAGACGAAGACGAAAGUGAUCGCGAUAGCGAACGUGAAGCGACUAACCCCCCAUCUCCACAGCCCAACUCAAAAGCAAUCAAGCCAUCCACAUGGCGCAAACGCAACGCCGAUGCUAUCUCCAUCUCGCACGGCCAGGACAAAGUUACCGCUCGCGACUUAAGCGUACAUCUGUACAACGCGUUCAAACUGCGUCAUCCUGCCCCCAACCCCACUGGCAGCAUAGGUAAGGGCAAAGACAAGGAAUGGGUUCCGCCAAAACACUGGACAGCAUGGCCAUUGAGUGCCGACCGGGUACCGAGGCCAGACUUCAUGCCUCGCGACAAAAAUGAACGCGAAUGGUGGGAGGGGGAGGACUCUGACGAUGGAAAGGGGAAGGGGCGCGGCGGAGAGAGAAGGAUGCCGUAUCCCUAUCUACCGCGGCUGAUUAAGAAGAGUGAGGAGAUGGAGGAGGUAUUGCUUGCUAUAAUGUUGAAGGAGGGGAAGGAGAGAUGGGAGAGGAGGGAGAGUGCUUCUACGUCGUCAUCUGAGGAGGACGAGAAUGAAGAAGUGGAUAAUAGGGGAGGCAGUGCGGAGAAGGAAAAGUCAGGCCCAAAUGAGGAACGAGAAGAUCCCACAGAAGCGACUGAAGAAGGAAGUACCGCGUACGAAACAGGUGACCAAAGCAGCGGGAGCGAAAAUUCAGAGUCCCAGCCAUCCCGCCACGCCAGCAGCAGAGAGCCAUCUGAAGACGAAGGGGUUGGAGACGAGAGUGCGAAAGGUGAGAGAAUGGAGAUCGACCGAGAAGCUCCCACCAUUCCACCAGCCACGGAUCUAGGCGACAACGAACUCUCUGAUCCUACCCCUUUCCGCCACGCGAAACCAGAUACCAAGACCACUUAUACUUACACAGACGAGGAAUAUGCAGGGAUGGGCAACAAGGAAAUGAGACCCGUGAUCAUGGCCGACGAUACCCUCGCGAUGGAUAUUCUGAAACCAUCGAUACGUCACAUCCUCUCACAACUCAAUAAUCUACUCUGCGCUCUACAUGUCUCACGGGCAUCCUACGCGGGCGUGCCUGGCGCUGAUUUAUCGGGGACCUCGAUGUCGAGAUCGCAGUCACGCGCGCGCUCUACGUCGCGGACACCGGCGGAUUCUCGACAAGUAUCAAGAAAGAGGGCGAGGUCUGCGGCUACGACGUCGGAUGAUGAAGAUGGGGACGGGCAGGAUGGGGGCGAAGAGGAAGAGGAGGAGGAGGAGGGGGGGACGGCGUCAUCCGUGGGCGAGCGAUUGCACCAGCGGAAAUUGAGGUUGAAUACGCGGGGAUGGGAGGAUAUUUUGGGGGCAGCCGAGAUGGUGGGGUUUCCACGGGAGGUGGUGGGUAGGGCGAGGGAGAGGUGUGAAGGGCUUUUUGGACCGGGGGAGCUGGGUGUAGGAGGACAUGAUGAUGGUGAUAGUGAUAGCAUGAGGGAGAGUGACGAUGUUGAGGUUGAUGGGCGGAGGGUCUACGUCAACAAGGAAGGGGAGGACAUGCUGGAUGGCAUCCAUUUAGAUGGCUGGUUGCAGCCGAUUCAGGAGAAGAGGAGCUGGAAGGUGAAAGGCAAGGGUAAAGAGGAGAAGGGAAAGGGGAAGGAUGAGGGGAUCAGAGUGAAGAUUCCGGUAUCGUCGGGCGGUGGUUGA